CGCUGUUUCCUGUUGCUCUUCACCAUGGAUUAGCGUCGCCACAUCUCACACAAUCUGGCUGUGUGGAUGGGUUUUUUUCAGCAUUGGACCAUUGACACAAAUGAGGUCAUAUUCUUUUGUGAAAAGUAAUGACAACUUGAACCAAAGCGCCGGAUCACUUGUUAAGAAUGGAGAUCUCCUUUUCUUCUCUUUUCUUUUCUUUCUCACGCUCUUUUAUCCUUUCCAUCAUAUAUCAUCAUCCAUCACUCGGAUUCGCCUAUUCAUUCACUACUGCUCCACUCUCUUUCCCUCCAUCUCUCUUUCUCACUCUUACUCUCGUAAAAAACAGAAAUCAACUGGAAACAUCAAUCAAUACCAAACUCAUUAUCUUGACUUCACUUCACCAUGUCCUUCCGUCUGCCAAGAUUUGCAAUGCUGACACUCUUUCAUAACCCAGCCAGCGAUGUUAGUGUCCAAGCAUUGAAGCUAUUACGCCAAGCAUCGGUCAACAACGAUUUUACUAUUGAUGUCGUCGAUUCAAAAGCUACUCCGCCCACACACCAACAAGUUACCAACAUCGUUGAAUACCUCGGCAAUGGCUCAAUCCCCAAAGGCUGCAAGGACAUCCUCACUCCUGAGGCUCCCAAAGCCUCUACAGUGGCCGAGGUUCAACAAAUCCUGGAUGCAAACCCAGGAUAUAUGAUGAGACCCUUAGUCGUUGAUUGGAAUAAAGGCAAAGCCAUCGUUGCUGUGCCUCCUUCCAGAGUCAAAGAAAUGGUCAAGGACGUUGGUGAAUCCAAGUAAGGUCAUCUUUUUUUUUAUCCUCGAGAAAUACAACAAGGCUUCUUUUUUUUUUUGUAUGAUAAUGAAUAAAAACAGC
This is a messenger RNA of Lobosporangium transversale, 859 nucleotides long. RefSeq lists its product as hypothetical. Bases 385 to 783 code for a protein of 132 amino acids. Gene Ontology annotation, molecular function: oxidoreductase activity. Gene Ontology annotation, cellular component: mitochondrion. The record is from RefSeq and is a predicted model, not a curated record. The transcript is spliced from 2 exons. NCBI's taxonomy places the organism in Eukaryota, Fungi, Mortierellomycota, Mortierellomycetes, Mortierellales, Mortierellaceae.